CAACAACAGCUGUUCAUCCAUGCGAUGAAUUAAUACAAAAAAAAAGAAGAGAUAGUUCUGGAAUUUCGUAGUUUUAAUUAAUUUUAAAAGCAGAUUUAGCAAAGCAAAGCAGCCAAUAUGUCGGACUGGGACUCUGUGACCGUUUUGCGGAAGAAGGCACCCAAAUCGUCGACCCUGAAGACGGAAUCGGCGGUGAAUCAGGCGCGGCGUCAAGGAGUCGCCGUGGACACGCAACAGAAAUAUGGUGCUGGCACCAAUAAGCAGCAUGUGACCACCAAGAACACUGCCAAGUUGGACCGCGAAACCGAGGAGCUGCGCCACGACAAGAUCCCCCUCGACGUGGGCAAGCUCAUCCAGCAGGGACGCCAGGGCAAGGGGCUCAGCCAGAAGGAUCUGGCCACCAAGAUCUGCGAGAAGCAGCAGGUGGUCACGGACUACGAGGCAGGACGCGGCAUACCAAACAAUCUGAUUCUGGGCAAGAUGGAGCGUGUCCUGGGCAUGAAGCUGCGCGGCAAGGAGCGCGGCCAGCCACUGGUGCCUCCCGGUAAGAAGUGAGACGAUGCUGCCGCGUCUGCCGCCGUAGCCAGUGGCAGUAGGAGCCACCAACACCAGGACUCUGGAGGCUGGAGCACUGUGAGCGGCAGACGCAAAUGAAGCAUUAUCGGGAGGCUGGAGAACCAAAUCAAAUCGGGUACUACAGCAGCAGCACAGAAACAUAGAACCGAAGAUCUAAUCACCACUAUGAGCGCAACUCUUUGUCCAAGCAAAAUGGUUUGCUUGCCAAUCUUUUUACCGAUAAAUUAACCAUUGUAAUUACCCAAAAUACACACCCACACACACUACACACAACAAGGAAACGCAACACUAUCUGAUAUUAACGCGCUCAUAGCUUGGACAUGUGUUACCUUCGUUCAUUUUGGCAUUAGAGUUUGUUUUGAAACUUGAUCUAAGUUAUGCAAUUAAAACCAAGACAUGAAAAGCAUGGAAAACA
Molecule: messenger RNA, 991 nt
Organism: Drosophila takahashii
Lineage: Eukaryota; Metazoa; Arthropoda; Insecta; Diptera; Drosophilidae
Gene: mbf1
Product: multiprotein bridging factor 1
Cellular component (GO): nucleus
Molecular function (GO): DNA binding
Source: RefSeq, a predicted model, not a curated record